This is a messenger RNA of Dromaius novaehollandiae (emu), 1098 nucleotides long. Its product is annotated as N66 matrix protein-like. The transcript is spliced from 16 exons. Bases 243 to 950 code for a protein of 235 amino acids. Lineage: Eukaryota; Metazoa; Chordata; Aves; Casuariiformes; Dromaiidae. The record is from RefSeq and is a predicted model, not a curated record.
GAUAAGGAUUAUUCCUCUCUCGCAGUUCUGCAUCUGGGGACACUUUCCAAACUGUCCUGGCCCAGAGCUUGAGCAAAGUGGUUUAAUAUUGAAGAUAGAUCUAAGAUGGAAGUUUGACAGGAAACUCCUGAGGUCCCUCCCCAAAAACCAAAAUGUAGCUCUGAUCCCACAAAAGGGAGUGGUGGAGAUAGAUUAAGUUGCAGUGAUAAGCCAAGGCGGAGACUUAUGAUACCAGAAAAGCCAUGGGCCGGGUCAGGAUAUCAGGGUUGGCUCAGGCAGGGCUGAUGUGGCAAAAUCUGGCUGUGCCCUAUAAAUCCAGCCCCAGUCUUAGCAUCGUGCGCAGCCCCAGUCCGAAGGACAGAGUACCCUGUUGCAAAGAAGAAGCCAUGGAGAGACGGAUCUGUGUUGCAUUCCUGGCCAUUUGUCUCUUGCUGCUGGGAGGCACUAAGGCAGCUCCCCUGAACUCACACAGCUUUGAUGGGAAUAUAGCCGGGGAUGGCAGCUUCAACAACAAUGGGAAUGGCCUUGAGCCCCCAGUCAUCUCUGACCCUCUGGGUGCCUCAGGGAACCAUGAGAGCUUUGACGGGAACACGGUCGGCCGGCACGGCUUCAAUGACAAUGGGAAUGGCCUUGAGCCCCCAGUCAUCUUUGACCCUCUGGGUGCCUCAGGGAACCAUGAGAGCUUUGACGGGAACACGGUCGGCCGGCACGGCUUCAAUGACAAUGGGAAUGGCCUUGAGCCCCCAGUCAUCUUUGACCCUCUGGGUGCCUCAGGGAACCAUGAGAGCUUUGACGGGAACACGGUCGGCCGGCACAGCUUCAAUGACAAUGGGAAUGGCCUUGAGCCCCCAGUCAUCUUUGACCCUCUGGGUGCCUCAGGGAACCAUGAGAGCUUUGACGGGAACACGGUCGGCCGGCACGGCUUCAAUGACAAUGGGAAUGGCUUCUAGUCAUCUAUGACUCUUGAUAAGUUUCACACCUGCUGAUUUCCCCCAUCAUCCUGAAUCUGCCCGGUCAUUGAAGAAUUUUGCUUAAAGCACGCAAAGACCCCAUGUCUUCUCCCUGGUGCACUGCAUAUAAACCUGGAUCUUACACCAC